This is a messenger RNA of Nerophis lumbriciformis (worm pipefish), 1059 nucleotides long. The record is from RefSeq and is a predicted model, not a curated record. Lineage: Eukaryota; Metazoa; Chordata; Actinopteri; Syngnathiformes; Syngnathidae.
AUGAAACGGCGAAACCGGAGUAAAAGCGAUGUCCUUGUCACUCAGAGGCGGAGAAACAGGAAAGACGUCGGAGGCAUUCGCAGGCGCUGGCAGAAGAGUGACACUGGAGACAUCCAGAGGCGCAGGCAAUGGAGCGACGUUAGUGGCGGUGGCGUACAGGGACACUGGAACAGACUCGCAAAACAUCGAGAACUCGAGAAAACCAGUUUGCGCCUAUUUCGUUCAAAGUUCCUACUACGUCUUGGAUACUUCAGCGAGGCAGACGUCGGGGUCACCACUCCUCAGAACGAGCACAUCGAGCUCCACCGCAAGCGGCAUGGUUACCGCCUGGACCACCACGAGAGGAAGCGCAAGCGGGAGAGCCGAGAGGCCCACACCAGAUCGCACAAGGCCCGCAAGAUGAUCGGUCUCAAGGCCAAACUCUACCACAAGCAACGGCACGCCGAGAAGAUCCAGAUGAAGAAAACCAUCAAAAUGCACGAGCAAAGGAAGACCAAGCAGAAGGAUGACGAGAAGACCCCCGAGGGUGCCGUCCCCGCCUAUCUGCUGGACCGUGAGGGCCAGACCCGAGCCAAAGUGCUCUCCAACAUGAUCAAGCAGAAGCGCAAGGAGAAGGCGGGCAAGUGGGAGGUGCCGCUGCCCAAGGUGCGAGCCCAGGGCGAAACGGAGGUGCUGAAAGUCAUCAGAACCGGGAAGCGCCAGAAGAAGGCGUGGAAGAGAAUGGUGACCAAAGUGUGUUUCGUUGGCGACGGAUUCACGCGGAAACCCCCGAAAUACGAGCGCUUCAUCAGACCCAUGGGUCUGCGUUUCAAAAAGGCGCACGUGACUCACCCUGAACUGAAGGCCACCUUUUGCCUUCCCAUUCUGGGCGUGAAAAAGAACCCGUCGUCCCCACUUUACACCUCAUUGGGCGUCAUCACCAAGGGAACAGUCGUGGAAGUCAACGUCAGCGAGCUGGGCCUGGUCACGCAGGGAGGCAAAGUCGUGUGGGGUAAAUACGCCCAAGUAACGAACAACCCCGAGAACGACGGCUGCAUUAAUGCGGUCUUGCUGGUUUAA